Corticium candelabrum is the source of this 1422-nucleotide messenger RNA. RefSeq names its product isopenicillin N synthase-like. Gene Ontology annotation, molecular function: 2-oxoglutarate-dependent dioxygenase activity. Bases 62 to 1054 code for a protein of 330 amino acids. Lineage: Eukaryota; Metazoa; Porifera; Homoscleromorpha; Homosclerophorida; Plakinidae. The record is from RefSeq and is a predicted model, not a curated record. The transcript has a single exon.
UAUACGAAUGUCGUGCACGUGGGCAGAUACCCGUUGUCCAGACAUCAGUAGAUAGUCGAAAAUGGCGUCUCUACCAGUCGUGGAUCUCUCAUGUGACGACAGGAAAGCAUCCUCCAAGGUUGUAGAAGCAAUGCAGACAGUUGGCUUCGUGCUGCUCGAGAAUGUGCCACAUUUCGACGAAAAACUCGUUUUCAAUGCUACUGAGUGGUUCUUCAACUUGUCAGACGAGACGAAAUUUUGUGUAACGAGAAAGAAAUGGAACAAGCGAGCAAAAUCUGUUUACCGCGGUUACUUUCCGGUUGAUGACACAUCAAUUUCAUACAAAGAAGGAUACGAAUUUGGUCCCGAGAUAUCAGCGGAUAAUCCAGAGCUGGUGACGGCGUCUCCAUUUAUUGAACACAACGUAUGGCCAGAGAGGAAGGAGGGUGAAGAUGAAGAAGCAUUUGUCAUAUUCAAACAGACGAUUAGAUCACAAUACAAAGCCGUGUUUGAUGCAUCUGUUAAUUUCAUGCGUUUGUUGGCGUUGGGUUUGGGUUUGAAGGAGAAUUUCUUUGAUCACUUGUUUAUUCCCAACACUCUCUCUACUCUUCGUCUGCUCUGCUAUCCUCCUCGUCCUGGACCACCACCAGCCGAUGCAGUCUGUGAUGACGGUACAGUGCUCUACUGCAAUGACCAUGCAGAUGUUGGCAUCAUGACUAUGGUGACAACUUUUAAUAAGCCAGGUCUGCAGAUCAAAAGUCCUGAUGGGAACUGGUUAGAUAUUCAGUCUCCUCCUGGGAGUGUUAUUGUCAACUUGGGGGAGAUGCUGUCAGAAAUGUCUGGCAACAAUAUCAAGGCAACUCAUCACAGGGUGGUCGACACGGGAGGAAUGAGACAUUCUUGUGCUUUCUUCUUGGAGCCGGGAUACUUUGCACGUAUGCCUAGAUCAUUGCCCCUCCCUGACCAACAGGGUGAAAGAAAGAAGAGUGAAGACAAGAUGGAGUUCUUCGAGUUUGGGCCUCUUUUACGAGAGAGGCUCAAGAGAAAUACAGAAUUUGGUGAUGACUGGAUAUGAGCAAAGCAAAUCAACUUUGUAUUUUUAUUAUGGAUAUUGAGUGUUUGCACAGAUUCUGAAAUGUUCCUAAAGGCAUGAGUGUAUAAAUUACAUGUUGUCUGCAGCCCCACUGUAAUAAAUAUUUUCAGUUGGCAAAAAGGCCUUGAUUCCUAAAUCAAUGGUGACUGACCCCUUUUCCGAUUCCUAAUCAAUGGUGACCCCUUAUUAGAAAUGGAAUCAGUGCACCUUGGCAUUUCAACAAACAGUAUACUGCAUCAGCUUUUUGUACCAACUGAGCCAAAGGGUAUGCUGUAACUAUGCGUAGAAGGCUGAGAAAAUAACACAGCAACGGUCUUGUUGUGUCGCCUACAUCUACUGUCUAAUAGACA